AUAUUGAUGAUCAACAUCAACAAAGCAGUGAGUGGAUAGUGGAACCAUAGUAACUUGAACUGUUUGAAGAUGUAUAUAUAUAUAAAGGUUUAUACACCUAUAUAUGAGUUAUGUAAUCAAAGGAAAAUUUCGAACUUCACCUCAUCUUUAUUAUUGAGUUUUAAGACAAUGUUAUUCCAUACCAUUUUAACCAACAACAGUAAUAGUGAUAAUAUUGAUGGUAGUGUUUGAAUUACAACUCAUUCUGCUUUAAUUCACAAGCAAAAAGCUUACACUCUCCCAACAAUACUCUGUUGGCCUCAAACUUAACAUUCACCUCGGAUAAUCAGUCUACAUCUACACCAAACAGUAGUAUUCAGUUAAACAGAAUAGACGAUUUUUCAGUUAAAGCACAAUGCUCCUUGCCUACAUCGCCUCUUCCAAACAAAUAUGAUAUGGAUGAAAUUUUGCAUAAACCUUUGAUCAAUACCUUCCAGUCCAGUUCAGAUGAUUCCAUAACUUCUACUACUACUGCUGUUAUCAGUGAAAUGAAUACAUCAACGACUUAUCCAACUGAUUCACAUAACAUGUUUGGUCAACAUUCAAUCAAUCCUCAGACUACUUGUGAAGAUGUAGUCGAGACACUGUCGUCGUCAUCAUCAUCAUCAACAACAACAGCAACAUCAAAAUUACCAUUUGCAACAGACAGUAGUUUAAAUUCUAUGGGUUUGAUGACCGAAGAACAUUUGAGGAAUUUUAAUCCACUUAAUUUAACUCCAUUCUGGUUAGCCCAUUUAAACAACAUUUUAUAUUUAUAUGCAUCUUCUUUGAAUAAUUCAUCAUCAAUGGUAGAUUUAAAUAAAACAAUCACUGGAUGGCGUAUAUGGAGAAGUUUACUGACACAACUAAUGGCCCAUGAGAAUAGUGAUAAACAAGUGGAAAAUAUCUCACCAAUUUCUUUACCCACUACUUUGCCUUCGUUUUUCUCAUCUGAUUGUUCAGCUAUAAAAUUACCAAUUAACAUGAAUAAUUUUAAUUCAUUUCAUCUUUAUAACUGGGAUCAUUUAAUGAAUUUAUCAUCUGCUUGUUACCAAAAUGUUACACCAGUUCAAACAACUCCAUUAAAUCUUGCUAUGAAAUUUAAUUCAACAGACUACAAUAAUACUAGUUCUUCUACAACAGCCAGAGACAUAAGUUUCAGUGGUAAUCAAAGAUUCAUAAAUUCAGAUUCAGAUGAAUUAAGGGUCUCUAUCCCAAAAAAAGAAUCAGCUACAGAAACAAAAUCCUUAUACACAGGGUCGAAAAAUUUAAUCACGUUAAAUAUGAAACGAUCAAUUUAUAAGUGUUCACAUUGUGGUCGAGGAUUUAGUAAGGCAUAUAACAGAACAAUACAUGAACGUACUCAUACAGAUGAACGUCCAUUUGGUUGUGAUAUUUGUUCAAGACGUUUUAGACGUAAAGAUCAUUUAAGAGAUCAUAGCUACACUCAUUUAACAUCUAAACCAUUUUCAUGUCCAAUAUGUAAUCGUGGUUUCUGUCAGUCACGUUCCUUAGAGAAUCAUAAACGUUCGAAUCAUCCAACUAGCAUGGAUCAAUCCAUUUCAAUGAUAAACACGAAUGAUUCAACUAUUUUCAAUCAUACAACAGCUAAUAUCAUUCCUUUUGAUACUAGUAUUAACAGUAUCAGCACCUUUGCUUCAACCUGUGAUGUUAUCAAUGUGAUGAAAAGCAUGAAAACAGAAUAGAAGUUAAUAAAUAUAACACUGAAUUCAUGUGCUUUCCAAAUGUUUACAAUUUUAAAAACAAAAUACCAAGGUAAUGAAUGAACAAAACUAAGAAAGCAUUCACUGUAUGAACUGAAGAACUUAUCAUUUUUAUUUGCUUUACUUUAUUUUUCCUUUUCUUUUAUCAAAAGUUAUAAGCAUUUUAAUCAAACAAAUUGUGUUCUUUCUUUAGCGUUUAUAUGAUCCGUCUUCCGUUUAUUUAAACUAAUAAGUGCAUAAAAUAGUUGAUCAGCGCUACUGCCUCAGAAUUGUACACAUUGAAUUUGACCUUGAAUUGUUAACAUUGAAAGAAACUAUAUUGAACUGAUAAUAAAUUAAUUAUGAAGAAAGAAAUUAAUAAGGGGACGUAAUUGUUUGUACCUUCCAAAGAAGGUGAAGAUCUGAAGUGUUUGUUUAAUUAACUUUAUUUUGAAUGACUAAAUGUUUAAUAUACAGCUUCAACGCUACAUUAUAUCUUUAUUGUGAUUCAGUUAAAGGUUCAAUGUAAACUCUAAUGAAAUAUAUACACUCAUUGUGAUUU
Molecule: messenger RNA, 2283 nt
Organism: Heterobilharzia americana
Lineage: Eukaryota; Metazoa; Platyhelminthes; Trematoda; Strigeidida; Schistosomatidae
Source: the annotation of a GenBank genome assembly